Molecule: messenger RNA, 321 nt
Organism: Colletotrichum lupini
Lineage: Eukaryota; Fungi; Ascomycota; Sordariomycetes; Glomerellales; Glomerellaceae
Exons: 3
Coding region: 1-321 (106 amino acids)
Source: RefSeq, a predicted model, not a curated record
AUGGUGGCGGCUGCGGGCGGCGGCGAUGGUUCCUCACCAUUCAUGACGGUUAUUGGGAAACGGCACGACACACACGACAGAAAACGGAAUGCAAAGAAGGGGCGACUUGGUGGGUUUGGACAUUGGCGGCUGAGAGUUCGGUUGAUAUUGCAGCUUUUUUCCCCCGGCGGCGGCAGCGGCGACGUUCGCCGUUUCAGCGCGCGGUGUCGCUACCUUUACUACGAGUGCCAUGGAAAUGAAGAUUAUGCGACAAUGAGCGAUCCCAAAUACUUGUGCAUGUUUAGCACCUAUGGAGUGAACGAUGUUGUGGGCGUGGCAUAG